AUACACUGGCAUAUGGUGUGCUGCAUCAACUACACAACAUAUGAUGUGCGGCAUGCUCAAGAUACCAUCCAUGUGGGCAAGGGGCAGUGCGAUAUCAUGCUUCUCUCUGGGGAAGAUUCCAUGGACUCCCAUCCUUACUGGUAUGCCCAAAUGGUAUGCAUCUUUCAUGUCAACUUGACACACCAACCCACCAACAUUUGUACACCUCAAUGGCAUGAUGUACUCUUGGUCAGGUGGCUAGCACAAGAGGACACUGACUCAACUGGCUCUCAGCUUUUCCAGCCACUGGAUCAAGUGAGCUGGGUGUCUGGAGACAAUGAGGAUGCAUAUGGCUUUGUGGACCCAUCCUCAGUCAUCCACUCAUGCCACUUGGUACCAUGUUUCCACAGCAGCCCUGAUGAUGUUUCUGCAUCAGAGGUGACUCUUCUGAAGAGGAAACAAGCUGAUGUGCAUAUGGACUGGAAGGCCUAUUAUGUGAUGAGGUGA
Messenger RNA from Dacryopinax primogenitus, 486 nucleotides. RefSeq lists its product as uncharacterized. NCBI's taxonomy places the organism in Eukaryota, Fungi, Basidiomycota, Dacrymycetes, Dacrymycetales, Dacrymycetaceae. The transcript has a single exon. The record is from RefSeq and is a predicted model, not a curated record. The annotation marks the transcript as partial.